AUGUCCUGCCGCUCCUACCGGAUCAGCCCAGGAUGUGGGGUCACCAGGACCUUCAGCUCCUGCUCGGCUGUGGCCCCCAAAACUGGCAACCGCUGCUGCAUCAGUGCGGCACCCUACCGAGGGGUGUCCUGCUACCGGGGGCUGACGGGCUUCGGCAGCCGCAGCCUCUCCAACCUGGGCUCCUGCGGGCCCCGCAUGGCCGUGGGUGGCUUCCGCGCCGGCUCCUGCGGACGCAGCUUCGGCUACCGCUCUGGCGGCGUGUGCGGGCCCAGCCCGCCCUGCAUCACCACCGUGUCGGUCAACGAGAGCCUCCUCACGCCCCUCAACCUGGAGAUCGACCCCAAUGCGCAGUGCGUGAAGCAUGAGGAGAAGGAGCAGAUCAAGUGUCUCAACAACCGGUUCGCUGCCUUCAUCGACAAGGUGCGCUUCCUGGAGCAGCAGAACAAGCUUCUGGAGACCAAGUGGCAGUUCUACCAGAACCAGCGCUGCUGUGAGAGCAACAUGGAGCCCCUGUUCAAUGGCUACAUCGAGACGCUGAGGCGGGAGGCUGAGUGCGUGGAGGCCGACAGCGGGAGGCUGGCCUCGGAGCUCAACCACGUGCAGGAGGUGCUGGAGGGCUACAAGAAGAAGUAUGAAGAGGAGGUGGCUCUGAGAGCCACGGCAGAGAACGAGUUCGUGGUUCUGAAGAAGGACGUGGACUGCGCCUACCUGCGGAAAUCAGACCUGGAGGCCAAUGUGGAGGCGUUGGUGGAGGAGUCUAGCUUCCUGAAGCGCCUCUACGAUGAGGAGCUCCAGGUUCUCCAUGCCCACAUCUCAGACACCUCGGUCAUCGUCAAGAUGGACAACAGCCGGGACCUGAACAUGGACUGCGUUGUGGCCGAGAUCAAGGCUCAGUACGACGACAUCGCCAGCCGCAGCCGGGCUGAGGCCGAGUCCUGGUACCGCAGCAAGUGCGAGGAGAUGAAGGCCACGGUGAUCCGGCACGGGGAGACCCUGCGCCGCACCAAAGAGGAGAUGAACGAGCUGAACCGCAUGAUCCAGAGGCUGACGGCUGAGAUCGAGAAUGCCAAGUGUCAGCGGGCCAAGCUGGAGGCCGCCGUGGCCGAGGCAGAGCAGCAGGGCGAGGCGGCCCUGAGCGACGCCCGCUGCAAGCUGGCCGAGCUGGAGGCCGCCCUGCAGAAGGCCAAGCAGGACAUGGCCUGCCUGCUCAAGGAGUACCAGGAGGUGAUGAACUCCAAGCUGGGCCUGGACAUCGAGAUCGCCACCUACAGGCGGCUGCUGGAGGGCGAGGAGCACAGGCUGUGUGAAGGUGUGGGCUCCGUGAAUGUCUGCGUCAGCAGCUCCCGUGGCGGAGUCUCCUGCGGGGGCCUCACAUGCAGCACCACCCCGGGGCGCCAUAUUGCCUCUGGCCCCGUGGCCACCGGAGGCAGCAUCACGGUGAUGGCGCCCGACUCCUGUGCCCCCUGCCAGCCCCGCUCCGCCAGCUUCAGCUGCGGGAGCAGCCGGUCUGUCCGCUUUGCAUAG
Molecule: messenger RNA, 1524 nt
Organism: Prionailurus viverrinus (fishing cat)
Lineage: Eukaryota; Metazoa; Chordata; Mammalia; Carnivora; Felidae
Product: keratin, type II cuticular Hb5
Exons: 9
Coding region: 1-1524 (507 amino acids)
Biological process (GO): intermediate filament organization; keratinization
Cellular component (GO): keratin filament
Molecular function (GO): structural constituent of skin epidermis
Source: RefSeq, a predicted model, not a curated record